Molecule: messenger RNA, 441 nt
Organism: Tauraco erythrolophus (red-crested turaco)
Lineage: Eukaryota; Metazoa; Chordata; Aves; Musophagiformes; Musophagidae
Source: RefSeq, a predicted model, not a curated record
CAGGCCUAUACAAUUCAGGGACAAUACGCGAUUCCACACCCGGAUUUGACCAAGCUCCACCAGUUGGCUAUGCAGCAAACCCCCUUUACUCCCCUUGGACAGACCACCCCCGCUUUCCCUGGAGAAAAGCUGCCCUUACAUUCCUCCGAAGAAGCUCAAAAUCUGAUGGGCCAAUCAUCAGGUUUGGAUGCCAGUCCCCCGGCCAGUACUCAUGAACUCACCAUUCCCAAUGAUCUAAUAGGCUGCAUAAUCGGACGCCAAGGGACCAAAAUCAAUGAAAUUCGGCAGAUGUCGGGAGCGCAGAUCAAAAUCGCCAACGCCACGGAAGGGUCAUCGGAGCGCCAAAUUACCAUCACAGGAACCCCUGCAAACAUCAGCCUUGCGCAGUACCUCAUCAACGCCAGGCUGACGUCUGAGGUCACUGGAAUGGGCGCACUCUAA